Molecule: messenger RNA, 708 nt
Organism: Drosophila sechellia
Lineage: Eukaryota; Metazoa; Arthropoda; Insecta; Diptera; Drosophilidae
Gene: Cpr57A
Product: Cuticular protein 57A
Exons: 3
Coding region: 92-652 (186 amino acids)
Cellular component (GO): chitin-based extracellular matrix
Molecular function (GO): structural constituent of chitin-based larval cuticle
Source: RefSeq, a predicted model, not a curated record
UGGCUCUUACGAACUGCGAAUACCGAAGUGUUGUCCAAGUCACCGCCAGUUACCAAUCGCAACUUGAGUAGAGAGGCAACACAAUCCAGCAAUGAAGCAGUUUAUAGUUUUGGUCGUUUGUUUGCUGGCAGUCGCUGCGGCCGAUGUUUCCCAUCUGGUCACCCCGGAACCGAAGGUUCCAGCAAGUCCGUAUGUGUUCAGCUACCAGGCUGGCCGUGCUCCCGGUCAUGUGGACCGCCAGCAUACCGAGGUGUCCGAUGGAUCGGGUGUGAUCCGCGGUGCUUUCUCCUAUGUGGACCCAAAGAACCAGGUGCGCACCGUGCAGUAUGUGGCGGACGAGCACGGCUUCCAUCCCCAGCUGAGCCACAAACUGGAGGACAGCGCCGCCGUCCAGGCAGCCAAGCAAAGGCACUUCGCGGCCUACAAUCGGAUUGCGCAAGAGCAUGCCAACCAUACACCAGGCCAAGUUGCACUGGCUAAUGCCCCCCAUACCAGCGCCGCCGUUGCACAUGCCACCCAGAAGCACCUGAGCGCCUUCGAGCGGAUCGCUGCCGAGCACGCGGCCAUUGGACGGCAACAGGAGGCACAGCGUCUGGCACUGGCCGCCCAAUCCGAGCAUGGAGAGAUCGAAGAUGGACAGUACCAUCCGUAGGAGAUGCAGUUCGCUGAAUGAUGUGAAAAUAAACGGGUAGCUUCCAGAAAAAUCAA